Messenger RNA from Argentina anserina (silverweed cinquefoil), 1236 nucleotides. RefSeq names its product 2-dehydro-3-deoxyphosphooctonate aldolase. The transcript has 15 exons. Bases 87 to 959 code for a protein of 290 amino acids. Lineage: Eukaryota; Viridiplantae; Streptophyta; Magnoliopsida; Rosales; Rosaceae. Gene Ontology annotation, biological process: monosaccharide biosynthetic process. The record is from RefSeq and is a predicted model, not a curated record. Gene Ontology annotation, molecular function: 3-deoxy-8-phosphooctulonate synthase activity. Gene Ontology annotation, cellular component: cytosol; cytoplasm.
AAGAAAGGUAGUUGUCGCGUCGUCUUCUCUACUCGAUCACUCACUCGUGCUAGCUUCUGGGGUUCAAUUCAGCUCAGUGGGCAGAGAUGGAAUCAUCAGUUUUGCUGUACAACCAGCUCAAGACAGCAGAACCGUUUUUCUUAUUAGCCGGUCCAAAUGUGAUUGAAUCUGAGGAGCACAUUUUCCGAAUGGCGAAGCACAUAAAGACUAUUGCAACAAAAGUUGGAUUGCCGCUGGUGUUCAAGUCAAGCUUUGACAAAGCUAACCGUACGUCCUCAAAAUCAUUCCGAGGCCCUGGCAUGGCUGAAGGGUUAAAGAUCCUUGAGAAGGUUAAAUUAGCGUAUGACCUCCCUAUAGUUACAGAUGUACACGAGUCCAUACAGUGUGAAGAAGUUGGAAAAGUUGCUGAUAUCAUUCAGAUUCCUGCAUUUUUAUGCCGUCAGACAGAUCUUCUGGUUGCAGCAGCCAAGACCGGAAAGAUUGUCAAUAUUAAGAAGGGUCAAUUCUGUGCUCCUUCGGUCAUGGUAAAUUCUGCAGAGAAGAUUAGACUGGCAGGAAAUCCAAAUGUGAUGGUUUGUGAGAGGGGAACUAUGUUUGGUUAUAAUGAUUUAAUUGUUGACCCGCGUAAUUUGGAGUGGAUCAGAGAAGCUAACUGUCCUGUUGUUGCUGAUGUUACACAUGCAUUGCAACAGCCUGCUGGGAGAAAGUUGGAUGACGGAGGUGUUGCCAGUGGUGGUCUUCGUGAAUUGAUACCAUGCAUUGCAAGGACAGCGGUUGCUGUUGGAGUGGAUGGAAUUUUCAUGGAGGUACAUGAUGAUCCUUCUAAUGCGCCAGUUGAUGGUCCAACCCAGUGGCCAUUGCGCCAUUUGGAGGAACUUCUGGUAGAGCUUAUUGCAAUUGCUAGGGUAAGCAAGGGAAAGCAAAUAUUCAACAUUGAUCUCUCACCCUAUCGUGAAUAGAGGACCAGUGCUACUUUGAUGGUGCUAUAUGUGUUUAAGUGCUCUAUUUGAAGGAUACUGCUAGCACUUUGAAGCAUGCAGACACGAUCACAUGAAUGCAAGAUGGUGCGGAAAUUUGGUUUUUAGCUCAUCUAUUAUCAUAGUAUCCUCGAACUCUUCAGUAGAAUAGCUUUGUUCUAAAAUAUUACCUUGAUCCAAAGAAAGAAUUCAUUUUGUGUUUCUCAUUGUAUUUGUAUACUGUACUUGUAACUUAAAUAAGUUCAAGCUCUUGGGUGUA